Messenger RNA from Salvia miltiorrhiza (redroot sage), 300 nucleotides. Its product is annotated as pathogenesis-related genes transcriptional activator PTI5-like. The record is from RefSeq and is a predicted model, not a curated record. Lineage: Eukaryota; Viridiplantae; Streptophyta; Magnoliopsida; Lamiales; Lamiaceae. Bases 1 to 300 code for a protein of 99 amino acids. The transcript has a single exon. Gene Ontology annotation, biological process: ethylene-activated signaling pathway; regulation of DNA-templated transcription. Gene Ontology annotation, molecular function: DNA-binding transcription factor activity; DNA binding.
AUGGAUGUGCUGCCUCUAAAUGAGAAUGAUUCAGAAGAAAUCAUAUUACACCAAGUGUUGAGUGAGGCGGAUGCGUUGAGCAGGGAUCCGGAUCCGAGCAAGAAGCGGUACAGAGGCGUGCGGCAGCGGCCGUGGGGGAAGUUCGCGGCGGAGAUACGGGACUCCGCCCGCCACGGGGCCAGGAUUUGGCUCGGCACCUUUGACACCGCCGAACAAGCUGCCUUGGCUUACGACGCCGCCGCCUUCAGAAUGCGAGGCUCCAAAGCCAUGCUUAAUUUCCCUGCUCAUCAAAAUUCAUAA